GAUUUACUCCUCUCUGACGCAAUAUGAUGGGUAAUAGAGACUCUCGCCCAAAGCUCAUCGUCAAACCAGUCAUGCCCGGCCCAAAAGACGGCCAGCGGUCGCAUCAAGCGAGGGGCUGAGCAACUAAACUAUUGCUCCGACCCAACCCACAAGCCACUCCAGAGCUCAGCUUCGACCCCAACCGUCUAUGUGAUGAUGGCUCAUCAGUGCUGCGGACCCGAUUCUGCUGUUUUAUGCUUCUUCUACCAACAUGAGAUGAUAUUCUGCUGGUCGUGCUGUAAUAGCCGCGCUAUGAAGGAAGAGGCAGCCGCGUGUGGUUGAUAAAGAGCCAAAGGCUAUAUAGGGGUCGUCUGUUGGCGAUGCUAAUCAUGCAUCGCGCAUCUCAAGCCAACAGCGAACUAGCUCCGGAACGAACAGCGAUAACCAAUACCUGAUACUCCUCGAGUGCCGACAGCAGCACAGCAAGAAUCUCGUCUACUAGGGCACAAUGGUCAACACCUCUUCAUCAUUGGCCCCUGACGCAUCCUCAUCUGAAAAGAGAUCCUCUGUAUCCCACGAAGAAGGCCCACCCCCGAAACGUGUCUGCCGCGAGGCCCCGGGGAGAGGUUACCCGCGGAUUUCCUGGCUCACAGAGAACUGGCUGUCGACAUCAGUUCGUCACGAGCGUAUCGCAACGGCGAGCCCUAGCACGGGCAUUGGGCUGGUCGCGCAGGGCCUCCUGGACCACUACAUCAACCUUUCCCCCGGCCUCAACGGCGUGGCGGACUUCACGCCGGUCCGUGACGAGACCGGCCAGUACCUCGGGUAUAGGCCCAAGGUAGCGACGUGGCCGUUGUCGAAGCAGGAUGCUUUGAAGUACAAGGGACUUGGUAGCAUAACCGGCUGGAAUAAUUGAGGGAGUUGCGGGGAGACAGUGGGAUUUUGCGAACUCGGCAGAUUGAACCAGGGAAUUCGCGAUUGGAUGUUGCCUUCGAACUCGUGAGAUGCGUUCAGACAAACCGGAAAUGAAUCAACAUUGCGGCCAUCAUUAUGUCCAUCUAAAGCGCAAGUGUGCCCCACCAUUUCGGUGCCUAGUAGUACCACGCCAGUAGUAAACGCUCUCAUCAAGACGAAACUACCGGUCCGAUGGAAAAGGUGAUAUCCCGUGAAGGGUGGAACCCAUGGGAUGCUGCCCUCAAGAAGAAUGUCCCACGGGAGUCCAUGCCAAAGAGCUUUCUGCCAAGGGCAUGUCAACCUUAGAGAUGUCAAAACGAUGAGCCUCGAUGACGUUCCCGCGGUUUUGGGCAGUCAGCACUCUGAACCGCCCUGCGCAAAUGUUUAGACCCUUAGACCGAACAUUGCGGUCUCGUCAUGAUCCAAGAUGGCUAAUGUGUUCAGUGCUCGUUCAGGAACUUGAUGCUGAGGUUGAGUCGAUAGGGCAAGUGAAUAAUCUUUGCAGAUGCAGUAAACUGUUCAAAAGCACCCUACACCUCCCAGCUUCGGGUGCUGUUAGCCACAGGGAUUCCGCGGUUCGGCCAGGUGCAGGCGGAUGAUCCUUAGAACGAUUGAAGCUAGACUUGUGUGGGAGAGGCUUCUGAGGUUGGCUUUUCAGCUGAGGGGAAUCUCAGCUGCAGCUGUUCGUUGGAAUCUCUGGCGAGGACGGCCAAACAAAGGAACCAGAGGAGUAUCACCGGAGCUCAGCCUGCAUCUCAAGCUAUUUGUGUCAGUGUUGGUAGUGUUGGUAGACGUUGCCAGUGGUGUCUGGAAUUGCCGAGGCAAUAGUCUUCAGCUCGCCCCUGGCCAGCAAAAUCGAGUCUGCUGAGAAAUCGAUUUUGGGGGUUUUGCCUCCAAAGCAUAGAGAAUUGUUGCGUAGACCACAGGCCUUGGAGAUAAGAUGGGUUUCUGGCGGGUGCAUU
Diaporthe batatas is the source of this 1895-nucleotide messenger RNA. RefSeq lists its product as uncharacterized. Bases 488 to 895 code for a protein of 135 amino acids. NCBI's taxonomy places the organism in Eukaryota, Fungi, Ascomycota, Sordariomycetes, Diaporthales, Diaporthaceae. The transcript is spliced from 2 exons. The record is from RefSeq and is a predicted model, not a curated record.